GUACAUACUCAGAAUCUGUGAUUGAGGCUGGUUAAAAUACCUGUGUAUGUCGACCUCGCUGAGGACGUCGACCAACAAUCCUUUUAAUCUACAUACAUCGCUCGGACUCGUAUUCUACGGAAAACGGAAGAUUUUUUUAAUUGUAUGGUCAUGAUGAAGAAAAUUAAGCAUGGGGAAUUGUUGCAGCAGUAGAAAACAAGAAGAGCAAUUACCUCGUCCCCCUCCAGGACGUAGACGGUAUUCUUUAGGCAAUACUUGUAAGUCUAUUGUUGGUCCGUGAUGAGGGUUAGAAUUGAUAUUAACAUUCUUUUCAGAUAAUAAUUACCGUACAAAUCCUAUAUUAGAACUACUAGAAGAAGAAUAUCAAAGUAAUAGGAAUUUGGAAAUAAAAAAGAAAGGCAGGCCUAGGCGCGAGAGGCACGAUCUGGAUGAAGGUUUAGGUCCCAGACGAAUUGAAGCAUGGGAAAGUAGAGGUAAGAGUCGCAAUGGGGUCCGUCAAAGAGCUGUUCGAGGUGCCGGUAAAUCGCGCAAAAUUCGUCUCUCAAAAUCCCGCAAGAAAACCAAGACACGUAGAAGGAAGCGGAUGGAUUUCAUCGAAGAUGAUGAAGAUGACAGUGAUAGCGAAGAUAGCGAGGUUGGGACCAGUGAUGAUGAUAGUGAUAGUGAUAGCGACGAUGAUUCUGGAGUUGGUCGCCGGAAAAUGUCAACGUCUGUCAAACGACGGCGAAAUCAACAAUCGCGUAGUAAACGACCUGGAAAAGAGAAAAGUAAUUGAGGAGAACGAGAGCGAGGAAGAGUACCAGGACGAAUCUUUGGAAGAGAAAGAUGAUAAUGAUGACGAUGAAGAGGACGAGGACAGAAAUUAUAAACGGAAAAAUAAGAAAAGCAAAAGCAAGCAAAACGCCAAGGAAAAUUCGAAGAAAAGAGUAAAGGCAAAGACUCACCCAAAAUCAAAGGUCAAAAAGCUGGUAGAAGAUGAUAAAAUUGCUCUUUUAGGGACAGAAAAUGUUGAAAAUGAUGACGAAGGGAACGAUUCCGAGGAUGAAGACGAGCAUGGAGAUACAAGUAAAAUCCAAGAGUCGGAAAUAAAAAGAACAGCGAAGGGAAAUGAAACCGAAAAGCCAAAUCCUUAUCGAUGGACAAACCCCUCGCCAAUAUUCGACAAGAACAAGGGUAGUAUCUACCAAAGAGCCAGAGCGAAAGGUUCAGACCGAGAAUCUAUUCGCCAACUCGAAAUCCAACAUCAUCGCAAAAGGCGAGAACGAGCAUCAUCUUCGAAAAAACCCAAAAUAUCUAUUUCAAAAGACACUAGUGAUGAUGGUUGGACCGACACAGACGCAUCUUCACUUGCAACCUCGAAACGGUCUGGAAGUACUUCUUCUAGAUUAUCCUCACUAUUUGGCCCACGAAAUCGAAGUUUAACUCCUGAACCAACAUCCCAUUUGAUGUCCCCCAUAUCACCACUUACUCGACCUUCCAUUUCAUCCAGAACAGGAGAAACUACAUUUGGCGCUACUGUUAUUAGGGCAUCGCCUCUACAAGAGAUUGUAUCCGCAGACUCAUUACCAGCAAAUCCUGAACCGAAUGAUACUAUCAUAACACCUCUCCCAGCAGUACAUCAACGAGCCUUAUUACCUUUGCCCAAGACAAGUGAUCCAUGUAUGGAGGGAAUGAAAAAAGUUAUUUUUAUGAGUCGCGGUAAGAGAAGCUCGAUCAAACUAGUGCCUUCAGAUGGAAAACCUACAGACCCGGAUGAUGUUGAGAUUAUUCUUACGAAAUGAAGGGGAAUGGUUGGUAGGAGGGAGGUCCAGUGAGGUAUUUUAAUACUUGAGUAUUGUAAGAUUAUUGCUUCUCUUUUUUGUUUUCGUUUCGUCAGAUGAGAAUACGAGUUAUUCCAUCUAGAGAGAUGAGAGCUCAAAAAGAGGGAACUAGUGUACCUAAUGGCAGGAGUUGCAAAGUGGAGGGUGGGUUUGAUUUUGAAUAUAGCCUUGCAUAUAUCGUAAAACAUCAAUAUAACACUUGUUAAAAUCUGCCUAUUU
This is a messenger RNA of Sclerotinia trifoliorum, 2039 nucleotides long. The record is from the annotation of a GenBank genome assembly. Lineage: Eukaryota; Fungi; Ascomycota; Leotiomycetes; Helotiales; Sclerotiniaceae.